Puma concolor (puma) is the source of this 1736-nucleotide messenger RNA. It is a transcript of the gene TMEM9B, whose product is annotated as TMEM9 domain family member B. Gene Ontology annotation, biological process: positive regulation of canonical NF-kappaB signal transduction. NCBI's taxonomy places the organism in Eukaryota, Metazoa, Chordata, Mammalia, Carnivora, Felidae. The record is from RefSeq and is a predicted model, not a curated record. Gene Ontology annotation, cellular component: lysosomal membrane.
GAAGUGCGGGCGGAGGAGCCGGAGCCGGAGCCGGAGCCCGAGACUGAGCCCCAGCCGGGAGCAGGUCUCGGGGGGCGGGCUCCGGGUUGUGGGAACUGCUGGGCCUGGCAGCGAUGGCGACUCUGUGGGGAGGCUUUCUACGGCUUGGCUCCUUGCUCAGCCUUUCCUGCCUGGCGCUCUCAGUGCUGCUGCUGGUGCAGCUGUCAGACGCCGCCAAGAACUUCGAGGAUGUCCGAUGUAAAUGUAUCUGUCCUCCCUAUAAAGAUAAUUCUGGGCAUAUUUAUAAUAAGAACAUAUCCCAAAAAGAUUGCGAUUGCCUUCAUGUUGUGGAUCCCAUGCCCGUGCGCGGGCCUGAUGUAGAAGCAUACUGUCUACGCUGUGAAUGCAAGUACGAGGAAAGAAGCUCUGUUACGAUCAAGGUUACCAUUAUAAUUUAUCUCUCCAUUUUGGGCCUUCUACUUCUGUACAUGGUAUAUCUUACCCUUGUUGAGCCCAUACUGAAGAGACGCCUGUUUGGACACUCACAAUUGAUACAGAGCGAUGAUGAUGUUGGGGAUCACCAGCCUUUUGCAAAUGCCCACGAUGUGCUAGCCCGCUCCCGCAGUCGAGCCAAUGUGCUGAAUAAGGUAGAGUAUGCCCAGCAGCGCUGGAAGCUUCAAGUUCAAGAGCAGCGAAAAUCCGUCUUUGACCGUCAUGUUGUCCUCAGCUAAUUGGAAAUCAUACUGCAGGUGAUUAGAAAGAAAUAAGGCAGACAACUGAAAAAAAAUUGACUGAGUAUUCCUGGGUUUUGUUUUAAUACCCUGUUGAUUUCACCAACUCUUGCUGGGAAAUUCAGCAUUGGAAACAAAAAUGUGCUUGGUAUUUUCUUUUCUUGUUAAGGUAUUAAUACAGACAUUUUUAAAAGCACACACCUCAAAGUCAACCAAUAAACCUUUUUCCUAUUUGUGACUUUUACUAAUAAAAAAUAAGUCUGCCUGUAAAUUAUCUUGAAGUCCUUUACCUGGAACAAACACUGUCUUUUUCACCACACAGUUUUAACUUGGUUUUCAAGAUAAUUUUCAGGUGUUGUUGUUUUGUUUUGUUCUGUUUUGUUUUUCUGGCAGGGGCGGGGAGGGAUGUGUGGGAAGUGGUUAGCUUAACUUUUCUCAAGUCACUUUACUAAACACACUUUUGUAAAUAGACUUAACAUUCUAUUUUCAAGUUUCAUUUAUAUUUUGCAGUGUAGCCAACCUCAUCAAAGCCCUGAAUUACCCAUUUGAAUUUUGCACUGACUAUAUUAUCUAGGUAUCUGGUUCGCCUGUGGCUGCACUUCAUGGUAAAAUGGAUCUGAAAUACCUGGUGGCUCUUCAUAAAAUGCAGAUUUUCCUCAUGUACUGUGAUGUCCGAUGCAAUGCAUCCUAGGACAAACUAGCAAUUUGCUAGUUUACUCUAAUGACUAAACAUAGUCUGGUGUGUGUGGUCUUUCUCAUCUUCUUCUAGUAUCUUUAAGGAUGAAUCCUAAGAACUUGGACACUUGCAAUAAAGGAAUUUUCUUUUACCCCAAGCCUCUCUGGAUUGGUGACAUACACACCUUUGUCAACAUUUCCGGUCAGGUGGAGAGGCAGCUGUUUGAGCUCUAGUGUGUUCUGGGGUUCUGGGGGCCUCCUUCUGAAACGUGUAACAGUUAUUGGAUAACUGGCUUUUUUCUUUGGACGUCCUCUUUGGAAUGUAACAAUAAAAAUAAUUUUUGAAACACU